GGGGAGGUCCCUGAGGAAGCUGCUCCUGCGACAGACGCUCCGACUGAGCCUGACCCCGACCGCGUAUACCUGGACCUCACGCCCGUCAAGUCCUUCCUGCACGGCACUGGCGGUGCACAGGCCCGGGUCCCCUCGCCCACGCUGCCCCAGCCAGACCCUCCGGCCGAGGCCCUCCCUGCAGACCUGAACCCCACCGCCGAUGAGCCCCUCGUGGUGUCUCCAGAGAACCCCGAGUUGCAGCAGAUGCAGCAGGAGAGUCAGGAACCUGAGGAGCCUUCCCUGGGAAUCACAGCAGUCAAAAUCCAGACUGAACAGCAGAAGAUCUCCUUCCCACCGAGCUGCCCUGACACUGUGCCCAUCGCCCCAGCCGGGGCCAGCCCACCUGUGAAAGACAGGUUGAAGGCAACCAAUGCAGAGAUCAAACUUGGCAAGAACAGGACAGAAGCCGAGGUGAAGCGUUACACAGAAGAGAAGGAGAGGCUUGAGAAGAAGAAGGAAGAAAUCCGGGGGCACCUGGCUCAGCUCCGGAGGGAGAAACGGGAGCUGAAGGAGACCCUGUUGAAGUGUGCAG
This is a messenger RNA of Lipotes vexillifer (Yangtze River dolphin), 571 nucleotides long. RefSeq names its product actin filament-associated protein 1-like 2. NCBI's taxonomy places the organism in Eukaryota, Metazoa, Chordata, Mammalia, Artiodactyla, Lipotidae. The record is from RefSeq and is a predicted model, not a curated record. The annotation marks the transcript as partial. Gene Ontology annotation, biological process: regulation of mitotic cell cycle; positive regulation of DNA-templated transcription; positive regulation of interleukin-8 production. Gene Ontology annotation, molecular function: SH2 domain binding; SH3 domain binding. The transcript has 3 exons. Gene Ontology annotation, cellular component: cytosol.